This is a messenger RNA of Colletotrichum phormii, 680 nucleotides long. RefSeq lists its product as uncharacterized. The transcript has a single exon. Lineage: Eukaryota; Fungi; Ascomycota; Sordariomycetes; Glomerellales; Glomerellaceae. The coding region runs from base 149 to 646 and encodes 165 amino acids. The record is from RefSeq and is a predicted model, not a curated record. Gene Ontology annotation, molecular function: oxidoreductase activity; flavin adenine dinucleotide binding.
UGCGGAGGCUGAGGCCGCGGGCAAGAGCCUUCUCGACAAGAUUUAAAAGUUCAACGGCACCCUCUUUGUCAACUCCAGCUAUGUGGCUUUUGACGACUACUGGACCUUCUUCGAAAAGGUCAGCGCCGAUAACAACCCCGUCGGCCUCAUGGCCGCUUCCGGAUCCCGCCUCCUCGACAUAGAAGCCGUCAGUAACUUCAUAAGCGUCCGUGGUCUGGUCGAGACCUUGGCCGGAAAGACGGGUGAGUACGUCACAAAUGUAAUCUCCAUCGUCUUUGGCGGCCAAGUCUGGGCCGAUGCUGCUCAGGAGUACUCCGCCGUUCUUCCCGCCUGGCGUACGGCCGUCCUGCACCAGUCUGUCGCGUGCAUUCUCAGUGCUGGCGUCAGCGAUGCCCGCUUCAAAGAGGUCCAUGACGACGUCACGUUCAACAAGAUUGGCGCUAUGAAGACUCUUGCCCCCAACAUGGGAUCGUACAUGAACGAGGGCGACGCCUUUGAUCCGGAUUGGAAGGUCGAUUACUACGGUGCAAACUACAACAGACUUCAGUGUAUCAAGGAGUACUACGACCCUGGCGAGCUCUUCUACUGCCCGACUUGUGUGGGAAGAGGACUCCGUUGGGCGUUUGUGCCGCGCGUAGUUGGAUAAGAUGAAGAAUCUACUUCACAUUCUGGUGUAUCCA